ACGAUCUCCCAUGUCGGCGCCGGGAAGCAGUGAGGUGAACCAGCAGGUCACCAAAGAAGGAACGAGCUCACAACGAGCUAAGGAGAUGGAUACGACAUCACAAAAGGAUGUCAAGAUCAGCCCUGUCACAUCGGAGCAGGCCAAAGAUGCCGAACCGGACCUCGUUGAACAGUCACAAGAUGAGAAGCUUGAUGAGCUGAAGCUGGGCGAUAUCUCACUUGACGAUGACGUCACAGUGGAAGAUCUGUCCGAGAGUCCCAUGCAGUACGAAGAGAUGAUGCGAAGUCACAAGUUCAGCAAUGAAGAAUCGUACCUCACCGAUGAUGAUGUGACGAUGAACACGUCAUUUAGGACAGCGAUGAAAGAUGCCGAUCGAGCUGAAGGGGUGACAGCGUUCAGUGAUAUACCUGAACACCUAAUCGAACGAACCCAGACAGGGAAGAUCAUCAAUGUCCGGUCUCCAUCUCCGAACAGCCCUACCUCAAAUCUGAAGAGGCAGAUCAGGGAGUUACAAACGUCACUGGAAGACAAAGAAUGCCAGCUCCUGCAGAAGAAACAGGAAUAUCAGAAGAGGAUAAGCUCACUCGAAACUCAUGUAUAUGAGAUGGAGCAACAGCAGGGCAUUCUGGAAAAUGCGGCGACGGAAUGGAAAAUCAGAUAUGAACGUCAGAAGGAGAUCGCUGAAGAGGCCCAAAAGGUUGCUGAUGAUAAGGAAGUUGAAAAGUUCAUCGCCGUAGAUGAGCUCAAUGAGAGCAUGUCCGAAGAGACAGCUGAAAAGUCAAGGCAACUAGCUGAAUUGAAGGAUCAGUGUGACGAGCUUCGCAAGAAGGCAAACGAAGCUGAAGUCAAACGUAAUGAUUAUGCAACUAAGUUAGCUGAGGCCACACAACGAUUGGCAACGAUGUCAACAGAUAUGCUAAAGCUAAGAAACGAUCUGAAGCAGAAGGAGGAGAAUAUUGGCAUCCUCCAAAAGGAAUCGCAAGCUCAUCAGAAACGAGCUGAUGAAGCGCUCCAGGUGGCGAAGGAGCUCACCGAGUUGGGAGCGACUGAAGGUGAACGACUCAAGGCAGGAAUUAAAGAAGUUAACGAAGAAAACAUGAAUCUAACGGAACAGAUUAAGAAGCUAACAGAGGAAAGUCAAAAGUGGCAGGCUCAAGCAUACCGGCUGGACACAAUGGUCACAGCUCUUGAGAUAGCUGACAAAGAAAACCAACGAAAGGUCCAUGAGCAGCUCGAAGAGAACAUCAGGCUCAAUACGGAGCUGACCGCAAUGGCGACCACGGCAAUGUUGAGAGAAGAUGAAGCCACGGAAGUAAAAAACCAGCUGAUAUCGGCGGGGCAGGCAUACACAGAGCUGGAGCAGCAGGUGAAUCAGCUUGCCGAACGAAUGAUCACACUAAAGGAAGAGACACAUAAAGAGAUGGACAAUCGAACCAUCAAACUCCAGAAUGAUAUGCUGAAAAUCAGGCAGGACAACGAUCGAUUAAGGAAGGAAAGAGACGAUCUCUCCUUGAGAAACAGACGCCUAGAAGACGAAAACAAAGGUCUUCAGAUGACGAAUAAACAUAAGGAUGAACAGCUCCUUCAGUUCAGUACGAAGAAGGAUACCAAGGAAUCCCCUCCGCCCAGUUACAGUAAGGCACAUGGAACUGGCGGGAGUGCUCACUUUGAGAUGCCGCUACGAACGGGUGGCGGCAGAAGUGAUUUCAAAACAGAAAAAGAUGAUGAAACCUCAGAUAAACGGAACCCGUCGAGCAGUCACCAACCACAUAUGAGCUCAGGUGACCCGUCGCAACCUCAACCGACCGAAACAGCAAUCAAAGAUGAUGCGAACCGAGAUGUGCGCUCCCCCCGACACGAACAUGAUGGGAGAUAUUUCAGAGAAUAUCGAAACGAACGCAACGAAAGGAACGAGCGAAAUCAACAAGAAGACCGAAACGAAGAUCGCGGCCAGAGGGAAUUCAACAGAGCCAUUAAGAACAUGGGCCGAAAAACAGACCUCGCGACUUUUGACGGUAACCGAGAUGCGGUGAAUGGAUGGAUUCGCAUUGUGAAAGAGACACAGCGCACAUAUGAUCUGACCGAUGAGCAGAUCAUGAUCGACAUAGCCAGUGCUGUGAGAGGACCAGCCAAGAUCUGGUUUGACAGUGAAAGCGACAUCAAAGAAGCUGAAGAAGAAGUCUACACAGUCACCGAGUGGCUCAAUAAAUUCAAGGAUGAGUACGGUGAUCGAAAUGAGGAAGUCCUCGGCCUACGCGAAGCCAUGGCUAGGAAGUUCAAACCCGGAAAGGAGACGCUUGAGCAGUUUUACCAAGUGACGGAGAGACGAGUACGAUAGAAAUAAUAUCGCAAUAUCUUCCUACCGACCUGACUCAACGACAGAGAAUGAGCUGAUAAUCUCAAUGUGGCAUAACUAAGAAAUAUGCAUACGCUACGAUCUACGCGAAGCGAGAAUAUGACACUGCAUUCCGACGAUAUAUUUUAAUGGAAAACUCCGACACUGCCAAACCCAGAAUGAGAACGAACUGAUCAUGCCAAAUACUGUAACUCUCGGACUUAUAUAAAUAGGCGCGAA
This is a messenger RNA of Paramacrobiotus metropolitanus, 2575 nucleotides long. Its product is annotated as myosin-16-like. The transcript has a single exon. Lineage: Eukaryota; Metazoa; Tardigrada; Eutardigrada; Parachela; Macrobiotidae. The record is from RefSeq and is a predicted model, not a curated record. The coding region runs from base 11 to 2338 and encodes 775 amino acids.